AUGGUCUCUUCAGAUGUUUGCGAUAUCAAAGUCACUCCCGGAACCUUCGAAUACAAGAGAUUCAUCUCUUUCCGGUGUUCAUACACAUCAUACACGGUUGUUUAUCCCCUUGAUCUCAAAACCUUAGUGUACACGAAAAUUGAUGACGUUAUCCAUUGGGUUCACAAUCAGGGAUACAAUAUUUUUGAAUUCUUCUCCGAUCAAGGUUUAGAAUAUAGAAACUCAAAAGAUGAUCCUAUACUUCAGCAACACGGAAUUGAUCAGAUACUCACCUCAGGUUUUACACCAGCUUCUAAUGGAGUCGCUGAACGCCUUAACCUAACAAUCCUCUACGACUGUCGCGCAAUGCUUGUUGGAGGCCGUCUACCGAACUUUUUCUGGCCUGAAGCAGUACAAUCUUUGGAGCAGUCACUUUCGUCCCUGACAGCCCAUCCAACAUUAACAGAUGAACCAUCCAUCGGACUCGGCAUCUCAAAUUUAUGCCAGCUACGAUUCUCUACUAUAAUUAUCACCUCUAGAAAUCUGGAUUUGCUAGUUAUCCUCUCCAACCUGACAUUGAAAUACGAUCUACAGACACGUGAACCACGUAAUAUCAUUGGCACUCCUCGACUCGAACCAGUGAGUUCGUCACCUAUUCAUAUCUCUCCCUCCAACAAUGAUACCGACACGGAUCAUCCUAGCAAAGGGGCCACCUCUCAAGAGGGUGGUGCAACUGUGGAAUCUCCUGAAAUCCAUCCCCAUGAUCAUGUCUUUGGACCUGAACAGGAUAAGGAGUCCACAGAAUCCAAUGACCAGUCAUCGGUUACCCAUGGACCCCGUUCGUCAGUGAUCACAUUCCCCGAACACUCGUCAACCUCAUCUCGAGAUGGCACGACAUCUCUAUCUGCACACAGUUCCUCUCUGUCAUCACUUGAAUCAGAACCUGUGAUCGUGAUACGCCCAACUUCGCCGAUUCCUGAAUUACAAAUUGAUCCAUCAUCUGAUACAAAAGAUCAGAGCUCGCCCGAUCAAAACCUACCUGAGGAAUCCCGUUUUGCAGUCAAAAGACCAGUUGAAAUUGCUGAACUACCGAACGAAACGGUCGUCGUCAAAUACCAAAGAUCCAUGCCGAUCAGGCGCACUGAUCGUGUUUUGCGCUCGGCGUCCAAACAGGCUAAUCUCUUAUAUGUUCAAAACCACUAUCGAGACACCUUACGCGCAUCAGAUGCCUCUAAAUGGGAAGAAGUCUACCCUUCAUUAUUCAUACUACAAUAUACCGAAGGAAGAACGUCGUGCUUAUUGGGUCUAUUUGUUGACGAUUUGAUCUUCUGUGCUACAGAAAAUGAAGUACUAGACGACCUUAUUGUCAAACUGAAAGAUAGAUACGAACUAAGAAUCAUUGUUCCUGAUGAAGAAGGGAAACAGAAUUUUCUUGGAAUGGAGUUAGAGAUCAUGAGAAAUGACACUGGGAAUAUCAAGGCCAUCUCUAUCUCUCAAAGCCAAUACAUCGAAGAUAUUGUAUCAACAUACGACGUCAAGACAUCCAAAGUACUGCAAACUCCAAUAUACCCACAGUUCUAUCACUUGCCAGUAAAAGACGCUAUCUUCUAUCUGAUAGUCAAGUGA
Molecule: messenger RNA, 1605 nt
Organism: Ogataea philodendri
Lineage: Eukaryota; Fungi; Ascomycota; Pichiomycetes; Pichiales; Pichiaceae
Exons: 2
Coding region: 1-1605 (534 amino acids)
Biological process (GO): DNA integration
Molecular function (GO): nucleic acid binding
Source: RefSeq, a predicted model, not a curated record